Molecule: messenger RNA, 204 nt
Organism: Theileria equi strain WA
Lineage: Eukaryota; Apicomplexa; Aconoidasida; Piroplasmida; Theileriidae
Exons: 2
Coding region: 1-204 (67 amino acids)
Source: RefSeq, a predicted model, not a curated record
AUGGACUAUGAAGAGGAUCUAAGGGACACUCUGCAUGGCGAUAUACUCGAUUCAUACAGAGAAUGCCUAGUGUGUGUCUCGGUACUCGCCGUUGUGUGCUCCUUUGUCCACAUUUAUACCGUGAAUAUCAGCCACGCCGUUGCCGAUUUUAUACUAGGUCUAGAGACCAAAGCAGGUGACCUACCGACGUCGAAGACUAGGUAG